AACUACCUUACCAUCAUCUUCAUACGCCAGUUACUGACCUCCCAAAAAAACAAAACACAGAAUUAUUGUUGUUUUCCUGUUCAAAGCUUUUGUCCACCUUCUUCAUUUUGCUUUAAAGUUUGAAAAGUUUUCACCUUUUCGAAUAUAUGUGCAUUAAUGGCUUUACCAAAACUUGUGAGCUCUUGAUUACCAAGACCUUUUUUGUUCAUUACCCUCAACUUCUUCUUCAUCCAAAUCUGUUCCUUAGGGGUUCGGAUUGAGAAAUGAAGAAGUCCAAACUCGAAAACUCCGCCUCACAGACCCGAUUCGGCCUUGUUCACUUCCUAUCAGCUCUCCUCCUCUUCUACUUCCUCUGCAUCAGCUUCCAAUUCCCUUUCAUCUUCCGAACCGGGUCCCGGUCCGGGUCUGACGUCGGGUCCGACGCAUUGCCGAGGGUCGUCGGUAGAGAAGCAAACCGAGCUAUUAUCGCAGAAGAAGGCGACCCGCAUCGACCUUUCACGCAUCCGGGUCGAAUUAACCGGGUGGGUCACGUCCAGCUUCGCUCACCGGAGCAUAAAGUCCGAGACUUUAAAACCGUCUCCGAAAUCUUCUCCAACGAGACCUUCUUCUCCGAUGAGUUCUCCGUCUUCCACAAAACGGCGAAGCACGCGAUCUCAACCGGAAAAAAAAUGUGGACCGGGCUCGAUUCCGGUUUAAUCACCAAACCGGACGAAACCCCUCAGAAAUGUCCUGAUACGGUUUCGGUUACCGGACCCAAGUUCGUUAACCGGAGCAGGAUCAUGGUUUUGCCUUGCGGGUUAAUGCUUGGGUCCCACGUAACCGUCGUGGCGACGCCGCACUGGGCGCACGCGGAGAAAGGCGGGAAAUUUAGCGGUAAGACGGUUAUGGUGACGCAGUUCAUGAUGGAGCUGCAGGGGUUGAAGGCGGCGGAGGGGGAAGACCCGCCUCGGAUCCUCCAUUUCAACCCGAGGAUUAGAGGUGAUUGGAGCGGGAGGGCUGUGAUCGAGCAGAACACUUGUUAUCGGAUGCAGUGGGGCCCUGCUUUACGUUGCGAUGGUCGUGAGUCUAUGGAUGAUUCUGUUGAUGGAGAGGUGAGAUGUGAGAGGUGGAAGAGGGAUGAUGAUGAUGAUGAUGAGUCAAGGAAGACAUGGUGGUUGAACAGGCUUAUGGGCCAGAGGAAGGAGAUAACACAUGAUUGGCCAUACCCUUUUGAAGAAGGGAAGCUCUUUGUUCUUACACUUAGAGCUGGGAUGGAAGGUUACCACAUCAGCGUUAACGGAAGACAUAUCACAUCUUUCCCUUACAGAACCGGGUUUGUCCUAGAGGAUGCUACUGGAUUAGCAGUGAAGGGGAACAUUGAUGUGCAUUCGAUAUAUGCUUCAUCUUUACCCUCCACGAACCCUAGUUUCGCGCCGCAAAAGCAUCUUGAGAUGCAAGGCAUGUGGAAAGCUCCUGCGUUACCUGAGAAGCCUGUAGAGCUCUUCAUAGGGAUUCUCUCUGCUGGUAACCAUUUUGCAGAGAGGAUGGCUGUGAGGAAGUCAUGGAUGCAGCAAAAGCUAGUCAGAUCAUCCAAAGUUGUCGCCCGGUUCUUUGUGGCAUUGCACGCAAGAAAAGAAGUCAAUGUGGAUCUAAAGAAAGAAGCAGAGUACUUUGGUGAUAUCGUCAUAGUACCGUACAUGGAUCACUAUGACCUAGUUGUGCUCAAGACGGUUGCCAUCUGCGAAUACGGGGUUAGCACAGUGGCGGCAAAGUAUAUUAUGAAAUGUGACGAUGAUACGUUUGUGCGAGUGGAUGCUGUUAUCCAACAAGCAGAGAAGGUUAAGGGAGGAGAUAGCCUUUAUAUUGGAAACAUUAACUUCUACCACAAGCCACUGCGCAACGGGAAAUGGGCUGUGACAUACGAGGAAUGGCCAGAAGAGUAUUAUCCUCCUUAUGCAAACGGUCCCGGUUACAUCUUGUCAUAUGAUAUAGCUAAGUUCAUCGUCGACGAUUUUGAGCAGCAGAGACUAAGAUUAUUCAAGAUGGAAGAUGUGAGCAUGGGAAUGUGGGUGGAGAAGUUCAACGAGACUAGAACGGUGGCUGUUGUUCACAGCCUCAGGUUCUGCCAGUUCGGAUGCAUAGAAGACUACUUCACUGCUCAUUACCAGUCGCCAAGGCAGAUGAUUUGCAUGUGGGAUAAGCUGCGGAGACUCGGGAAGCCACAGUGCUGCAACAUGAGAUGACUUUAACAUUGUUUUUUUCUUUUAACAUGAAGCAGAUGGAAGUUAAUAGAGCUGACUGUUUUUAGAUCUUUGUAUAUAUAGAUCACUCCAUAAUGUAUCUAUAUAUAUAUAUAUAUAUAAUGCAAUGAAUGGCUCUUGAAAAGUUGACAGAAAUGUCGAUGGUGUUUCAACUUCCUGAUCAAGAUGAGGAGUUUGAAUCCUUUUUAGCUCUACUCUGUUUCAUCUACAGGCUGCCAUUUUAACUUUUUGGUCCAACAGUUAAAGUUGACUACUAUGUA
Molecule: messenger RNA, 2500 nt
Organism: Raphanus sativus (radish)
Lineage: Eukaryota; Viridiplantae; Streptophyta; Magnoliopsida; Brassicales; Brassicaceae
Product: hydroxyproline O-galactosyltransferase GALT4-like
Exons: 5
Coding region: 264-2222 (652 amino acids)
Cellular component (GO): Golgi membrane
Molecular function (GO): carbohydrate binding; galactosyltransferase activity
Source: RefSeq, a predicted model, not a curated record